Vitis riparia (riverbank grape) is the source of this 2154-nucleotide messenger RNA. RefSeq names its product polyadenylate-binding protein 4-like. The coding region runs from base 50 to 1864 and encodes 604 amino acids. Gene Ontology annotation, cellular component: ribonucleoprotein complex. Gene Ontology annotation, molecular function: RNA binding. NCBI's taxonomy places the organism in Eukaryota, Viridiplantae, Streptophyta, Magnoliopsida, Vitales, Vitaceae. The record is from RefSeq and is a predicted model, not a curated record. The transcript has 8 exons.
UCACGCACUCUCUCAAGUUUUCUCUCUCUGAACUUUUGAAGCAAAGACAAUGGCGGCAAUGCUGGUGUCUCCGCCACCACCACCGCAGCUUCUACAUCCGCCGCCUCCGUCGCCGGGACUUGAGCUGCACAAGGCGGCGCUUUACGUGGGGGAUCUGGAUCCGGACGUGUCGGAGGUUGAGCUGGUGGACGUCUUCUCCGGGAUGGGUCCUCUGGUCUCCGUUCGCCUCUGCAGAGACUCACUCUCCGGAAAGUCCCUUUGCUAUGCUUAUGUCAACUUCUUCUAUCCCUCCGAUGCUUCUAAGGCUUUGGCAUGUCUUAACCACACUAAACUGAUGGGGAAACCCAUGAGGAUAAUGUGGUCUCACAGAGACCCUCUUCCAAGAAAGACUGGUCUUGCCAAUCUUUUUGUCAAGAACUUCGAUCCUUCAAUCAACAGCGCUUCUUUGCAGGACAUUUUCUGCAAGUUUGGCAAUAUACUCUCUUGCAAGGUGGCGGAAGAAAAUGGGAAGAGUAAAUGUUUUGGGUUCGUUCAGUUUGAUUCAGAUGACUCGGCCACUGCUGCUCUUAAUGCUCUAAAUGAUACAAUGCUUGACGGAAAAAAAUUAUAUGUGUCCAAAUUUGUCAAGAAAUGUGAGAGGAAGGAGGCUUCUGAGGAAACAAAAUUUACAAAUGUGUAUGUGAAAAAUCUGGGUGAAGAUUUGACAGAGGAUAUCAUUCGAGACAAGUUCUCUGAAUUUGGGAAAGUUGGCACUGUUGUUAUCAUGAAGGAUGGCAAUGGGAAAUCCAGAGGGUUUGGUUUUGUGAACUUUGAGUCGCCAGACGAGGCUAAGAAGGCUGUGGAGGCCCUCAAUGGUGCAAUGCUAGGAUCAAAGAAGUUGUUUGUUGGAAGGGCUCAGAAAAAAGCUGAAAGGCAGGAGCUUCUAAAACAUGAAAAGGAGAUGGUCAACUGCAAUAGUGGGAAGGAGAAGGCGUCAAACUUGUAUGUGAAGAAUCUUGAUGCAUCUGUUGAUGACGACAAAUUGCAAGAACAUUUCAACUCCUGUGGACAAAUAACUUCUGCCAAAGUGAUGAGACAUGAUAGUGGGCUCAGUAAAGGAUUUGGUUUUGUAUGCUUCUCAACUUCUGAAGAAGCACGGAAGGCUUUGACUACACUUAAUGGAACCCUACUUCAUGGAAGGUCUUUGUACAUUGCUAUGGCACAGCGUAAAGAAGAUCGUCAGAGGGUACUGCGAGAUUACUACUCACAAUACCUCUUGCAGUAUUAUGGUCCUCAUUUCCUUUCCUCUGGAUCCAGUUCACCUGAUUACUCUUUUGUUCCCUUCCCUCACCCAAAUCCUACCCCACAGAUUAAUUCAUCUCAGCCAAUCAUAUGUCAACAGUUUGGUAGGAACCUUGGUGUGAUGCGCCCUUUUGCCCCACAGAAUUACCAGCAAAAUUUUUCCACAUUUAUUCCAAUGAAGCAAGCACAGCAGGGGAACACCAACAACUGGGGUUAUCAACAGAAUUCUAGGACAUUUGCAACCUCUAAAGUUCCUACUCAAGGUCUCAACUAUGCGAGUCCUUCCAAUCAGAAACUUCACUUCAAGAAAAAGGGGAACAAUAAAAGUGGAUCUGAAGAAGCUUCCUCCAAAGGAUCAGUUUCAGAGAAACACUUUAUUAGAGCACCGGCCCAAUCCAACGUCUGGGGGAACUCCAAGGAGAUAAUCGGGCAUCAUCUCUACCCUCUUGUUCAUAGUCUUCAGCCUGAGCUUGCAGGAAAGAUUACAGGAAUGCUAUUGGAAAUGAACAACUCUGAUAUAAUCAAGCUACUUGACUCGCCAGAUUCCCUGGCAGUGCAAGUGAACAGGCAGUUCAAGCGCUGAAGGAAGCAAAAGCUUGGAGAAGUACAGAAAGCAGUGUUGCUUUGCCCGUUGAGUCUGCUAGCUGCUUGAGCUACUGAACUCUGGGAUUACACAUUUCUAACAUGCCCCUACUACUUUCUUUCUUAUCCAGUUUCAAUCAACAUUGCUGUAUGCUUUUUGUUUUUUUUUUUUCUUUCUUUUUCUUCUUGGAAGCUUAUGCUCUCUGUUAAUCGUCUAACUAGGAGAAACGAACAUCAUAUUUUUCAGUGCUAUCAUAUCCUAAAUAGAACAUUCUAAAUCCCUUUUUUUAA